Messenger RNA from Cyprinodon tularosa, 641 nucleotides. Its product is annotated as interleukin-17F-like. The coding region runs from base 1 to 489 and encodes 162 amino acids. The transcript is spliced from 4 exons. NCBI's taxonomy places the organism in Eukaryota, Metazoa, Chordata, Actinopteri, Cyprinodontiformes, Cyprinodontidae. Gene Ontology annotation, molecular function: cytokine activity. The record is from RefSeq and is a predicted model, not a curated record. Gene Ontology annotation, cellular component: extracellular region. Gene Ontology annotation, biological process: inflammatory response.
AUGCUGCUGGUCGUGAGAGUUUUUCUCCUGCUGGGUUUCGCCUCGGCGCUUCUUGCUGCUGGUAAAAAACGUCUGAUCUCGCUGGAGCUGGAGCAGAAGGUCAGGCCGAAGGGAAGGAAUGUGAAACUGGCUCUGGAUCCCUCUGCGUAUUCCUACCUCUCCAUCAGGUCGGACUCAAGCAUUGCCAACUUGUCUCUGUCACCGUGGACCUACAUAGACUCUGUAAACCCGCACCGUUUCCCGGAGAGGAUCUUACAAGCCAACUGCAGCACGUCCGGCUGUCUGAACCUUUACAGGGGAGAGGAGGAUUUAUCUCUGGAGGCCAAACCCAUCAAAUAUCAGGUCCUGGUUCUGUACAGAACCCUGAAGGAAAAAAAGAACAAGAAACCAGGGAAGAAGGCAAAGAAGAAGUAUGUCUUUAAGCUGGGGACGGAAGAGAUCACGGUCGGCUGUACUUGCGUGAGACCCAAUGUGAUACCACAGGAGUAACAACACGUCCAGCAGAUGCUCUGGUGACACGUAUCGACCAUAUCAUCUACUGUCUGUUUGGUUUGGUUGACACAGAUACAGGAGAGAACAGAUACUGUAUCUGCUUUCAACUGUAUUUAUUGCUGUAGAUAAAAUAAGAUUAUUUUUGACAA